GUAUUGUUUCGUGAAGUGUGUUAGUCAUUUUCAUGAUGGAAAAUGGCUGACACCGAAAGUGUGCAGACCUGUGUGAGCCCCCUGUGUCGCGGUGGUGAUUCCCUUGAUGCCCACAUUGUCAUAGAGAGCUUGGUCUAUGCCUCUCCACUGACAAGUCCCUGGGAGACGAGACCUUAUGUAGGUCAAUAUAAACUGUUUCAACUAGGCAUGUUGAAAUCUAGACCCUCCAUAUUCAGUGCAGAAGUACAACUCCUUUAUUAUUUAUUCUUACAAGUAACUUAGUUUUAUAAGCUACUUAUUCCAGAGGUGUGUAAAGUAUGUUUUCAUUAAAGGCCAUCAUAAACAGUUGUGUUAAUAAAGGACCUUGUAUUUCCUUUCCUACUGCUCUCAGAAGGGGUGCAGUGUGGUAGAGAGUAUCAUGAACUUUGGAAUAGAAGAGACACAGAUUUAAACUUCCUGUUGCUGGCUAGCUAAGACCAAUUAUAUAGAAAUUAGGAAGAUACUCCACCAUCUGUGCAGCAUUUAUAGGACCAUGUAAAACCUUUGUUGAGGGAGAGAUUCACUGGGGGAAAUGAGAUGUGAUGUUAUUUUAAAAAUCAUAUUUCAUUUCCUGCAUUUCAUGUGAACUAAGAAUACAGUUUCCUAAUUGCUAAUUUAGUUUACUGAAAUGUGCUAGUGGUCUUUUAGAGGCAGUUAAUGCUGUUGUUUUUUUUUCUCUCUCUCUCUUAUUUUGGUCAGUUUUUGCCAUUGCUCGAUGGUUUCAAAAGCUAUCACAUGGCCACAGUGACACACACACACCGGGAGGCAUGAACAAUGUCCACGUGAGCCAAGCGACAUCGCUUGCUCAAUAUUUUCAGGGUGUACCAAGGAACACUUUCCUUCCCCAAUGGUGGCUGGCCUGUCCCUGGGAGAUGUGCAGCUUCUGCUGUGGUGGGUGUUACAUGUCCUUGGUGGUCACUGAAAUAGAUGUAUGUACAUGCUUCGUAAUUGCAAUUUCUCAUGCACUGUUCUAAUGUAGCUUUGAUAUUUCCUAGUAAUCAGGAAUAACAUAUAAUGCAAAGGGAACUUGUUUCAAAAAGGAGGGCCCGUCAGCCAAAGCUCACACAGAUAGGUGGGCAGAACUGAUAGGAAUGGAAGUCCCCUCUCCCUGGUUAUGUUUCCAUUGUAUUAGUAUUUGCCUCCUCUAGGAAACUUGCAGCGCAUUCCGUAGAUGGAUUGGGCUCCGUGAAUUAUGGCUCUACAGAGUGCAGUUUUGGUCAUCUUACAGUCUGUGUGUUCUAGGUAUUCUGGAGACUUGUGAGGAGAUUAAAACUGGACCCUUCUGUACUUGGAGAAAGUGUUUAUAGAUGUUGGAAAGGUGGUCCUGUGAAUGCUGGCUGAGCGUGGCAUGCAACCAGGGCUGGAGAGCGAGGCUGGCCUGCAUUGUCAUAGCAGUGAGGAAGCAGCUUCAUAAGGAAGGGCCACUGGAGGAUACUGACCCCAAGGACUUGUAUCUCAUUUCCAAAAACACCAUGGCAGAGCCAGACUACAUAGAAGAUGACAAUCCUGAACUAAUUAGGCCCCAGAAACUGAUCAAUCCUGUCAAAACUUCCCGGAAUCAUCAAGAUCUACACAGAGAACUCCUGAUGAAUCAAAAAAGGGGUCUUGCUCCUCAGAAUAAGCCAGAGUUGCAGAAGGUGAUGGAAAAGAGAAAACGAGACCAAGUAAUAAAGCAAAAGGAAGAAGCAGCACAGAAGAAGAAAUCAGACUUGGAGCUAGAACUGUUAAAGAGGCAGCAGAAGUUGGAGCAGCUUGAACUUGAGAAGCAGAAAUUGCAAGAAGAACAAGAAAAUGCCCCAGAGUUUGUGAAGGUGAAAGGCAAUCUCAGGAGGACAGGCCAGGAGGUGGCCCAAGCCCAGGAGUCCUAGGCUGCGCAGAGACCUGGCGUGUCCCCUCGUUCCCGCAAGAGCUAGGUCAGACCUUGCUUCCUUAGCUCUCACUUCAGGGCCAGAGCCCCACCAGAGAACCCAGCCAGCUGAGAAUCCCAACUGUUGAAAGGACUUCGUUGGAUCGUCCUACAAUCUGGUUGGAUAAAGUAUAUAUGACAGGUAUAGAACCCAUUGGCCAAAUAAAGGAUAUCAUUGACCAGCAACUAAGUUGGAAUAAUGGACCCAUGUUGAGAGACUUAAAAAUGAAAUAAAAAAGAAACGGAAAACAAGGAAGUGGACACUGGAAUAAAUUCUUGAAAGUUGCACUGUUUGGUUUUCUUUCCAAUCCAAGUUUAGGAGGGCAUUGAGCCUUGUUUCUCUAAAAAGUUAAAACCUGUGUAAUGCUUCUGGUUAUCUAGUAGAUAAUUUAGAUGACAUACGAGUGUAUUGACUUUAAUGCAUCCAAUAUUUGUAAAUUUAUUUGGAGAAAUUUGAAAUUUUUCUAGCUUAAUUUAUCCUUGGACCCAUGUUAGAAUUAAAAGCAGAGGGUGAUAAUGUUAAUGUUGAGCACAGUUGCUAGGUUUGUUGGCACUAAAAUUCGGAAAUGGGGUAAGAAAGUUAAAAAAAAAAAACAACGCACCGUCUAACUUGAUCUUGUUUUAAUUGCUUUUGGUUCUGUGAGGAUUUGCUGCUUAGUGGCAUUCCACUUCUAAGGGCCAUGAGGUCAGUCCAUCUAUGGCUUUAACAACCUAUAGGUUUUCUAUUCAGUUUCAUUUUUUAGUUUCUUGCUGAGCUAUUCCUUGAGAUGAAAGAAUUCUUCAGUCUUAGAGAAUGGAAUGAUUCUGUACAACCCAGCUUUGUCAAAAGGAUAAGGUCCAGAAUCUUCUCAUCUCCUGAGAGCAGGGUAGGUGGAGUUCCUAAUUAGGAGUUGGAGAUGUGGACUUUAGGUAUUUUAAUGUGAAGCAAAGAUCUGUCUGGAGGAGGCCUUAUUGGAAGGGUUUAUAGUGUUUGUGCAUUAGGAAUAUCAUUUAGAAUCCUGGCUUUGAAAAGUUCUGACUAAUGAUUGCAUCUCUCUUGCUCUUUUCUUUUGAAGAAAGCCAAUUUCAGCACCUCUCCUCAAGGGGAUGCUAUUGGAAGGAUUAUGUUGAUGACUACUGUAGUGUGUCUCAGGAAAAGCUGAGGGCAGGAUGAGGCAGCUUUGCUUCCUCACGCUAGCUAGCACAGCAUGCAGAGACACCCAAGUGACAAGUAACAGCAGAGUUCUCAUGCAUGAUUAAUUUUACACUGCUGGUGUGGGACAGUGUUUGUGGAUUUUGUAUGGUCUCCCUAGAGAAAAUUCAACUAGUCAUUGUAGUGUUGGAGCCCCCUUGUAAUUCCUUUCAAGGUGCCUAGAAAGCUUGAUCUAGAGCUUCAGGAUUCUUAAUUAGUAGAGUAAAUAUGGUCUUUCCAUUGGAAUGCUUUAGUCUGGUGGCUGACAGGUCCAUAUUCAGUCCAGAUGUGAACAAGGUAGCAGUAAAUGGCUGGGAAACUCACCCCCAGAGGAACAUGUUAGCUGUUUAUGCCUGGUGUAAAUUGUCUCAUUGGCGGCAAGUAUUAUCUAAGUAAACCGAGAUGCUUACUGAUAAAAUGCUGCUCCUUCCUAGCUUGCUUUCAAAGUUUUGUAUGGUCGCUAUUUUGUUGUCCGUCUUUCUUUUGAGAGAAGAAAGUGCUGUCACUGGUUGAGUUGAAAGAGCCUCUCUGAUUGCCCGUGUGUGUGUGAGUGGCCUAAUGAUGUGGUUUGUAAAGUGAAGCUUGGGGCUGGCUCCUGCCUUUUGAUCCAACUGUAUGUUACUAGAUCUUGAGAUCUGUGUUCCCAGAGCGAUUCUACCACUUGACAGAAUUCUUAAAGGCUCUUUCAGGCUCCUCCUAAUGGAUUGAUUCUGCUCACCCAACACUGG
Molecule: messenger RNA, 3844 nt
Organism: Perognathus longimembris pacificus (Pacific pocket mouse)
Lineage: Eukaryota; Metazoa; Chordata; Mammalia; Rodentia; Heteromyidae
Gene: Fam107b
Product: family with sequence similarity 107 member B
Exons: 4
Coding region: 1347-1907 (186 amino acids)
Source: RefSeq, a predicted model, not a curated record